AUGGCCUCCCAAUUCAACAAUUCCAACACUCUGCGCCUUGCUCUUGAGGCAGCGGAUCUCGAACUCCGGAAUGCAGUCAAGGGUGGAAAUCUGGAAGGAUUCAUGAAAUUGAACAAUCGGAAGUUGAAACAAUUUAUAUUGUUGAGAAAGUCAAAGACCUUCCCCGAUGCCUUUGUCAAGUUUGGUCCAGAAUCAUUUUUUUGGACUGUCACCAUUGGGUACAAGGCAGCCUUGAAGAAAGGCACCCUCAAUAUUAAGGAGUUUACCGCCCAACAUGCCCUAAUUUUGGAGGAAGCCGCCAAAGUGCACGUCAACUCGGUCCCAAAUCCGAGCGGUGAUACACGCGCACACUCUUCUGAUGCUAAGGAUUACACCAAUCAGGGAGCAUCUCCCCCCCACUCUGGUGCGAAUUCUCACUUUUUUGGUGCCCCACAUCCCCCUCAAUUCUUGAUAUGUGCACCGUGUUUCCGCUCAACAGGUACACCAGACCCUUCCUGCGCAUCGGAUGCAGUGCAAUCCCAUGCAUCAGAGUCCCGCGUGUUGGGUGCAUUACCCUAUACUCCCGUAUUGGGUGGCCCACCCACCUCUCUUGUGUCAUCGGGUGCAGCACCACAAUCCCGCAUGUCCGAUGCAGCACCUCAAUCCCGCGUGUUGGGUGCAGCACCACAGUCCCGCGUAUCGGAUGCAGCACCGCAAACCCGCGUAUUGGGUGCAGCACCGCAAACCCGCGUAUCGGGUGCAGCACCGCAAACCCGCAUGUCCGAUGCAGCACCCCAAUCCCGCGUGUCCGAUGCAGCACCACAGUCCCGCAUAUCGGAUGCAGCACCGCAAACCCGCGUAUCGGGUGCAGCACCGCAAACCCGCAUGGCGGGUGCAGCACCGCAGUCCCGCGUGUCGGGUGCAGCACCGCAAACCCGCGUGUCGGGUGAAGCACCACAGUCCCGCAUGUCGGGUGUCCCUGCUGCCUCUCUUGCCUCGUCGGGUGCGGCUACUAAUUCCCGUUCAUUGGGUAUGACAGUUAAUUACCGCUCGCUGGGUGCACCUGCUACUGCAACACUGACAUCCGUCAAACAUACCCAUACUGUUGAGCAUGAACCCCAAAGCUCUGCAUCAGGCAGUUCUAAGCCUCAGUUGGCCACCAAAGCAACCAAGGCGUCAAAGUUGAAGUCAAAAGAAACUAAGGCAGCAGAGCCUUCCAACCCCCCUACUCGAAAAAUCAUCGAUAUCCACCACGAUCUUGCUCUGGCGUCUUUUGAAAUGCCCGACUCCCCUCAUCAUUCCUUCAAAAAAUCUCAGGGAGGGCAAUCACAAAAGGUGAAAAUGCUAACCGAGGAAUACAACCGCGCUGUCAAGGCAUCCAGCUCCGGUGCAUCGGGUGCUGUCGAAGCAUCGGGUUCUGAGUAUGAGGGGUCGGAGAGUGAAGAAGAAGAAGAAGAAGAUCGGUCCAGUGGUCGCACAGGCUCGAAGCGGAAACGGCAUGAAACACCACCACUGCCUGUGGUGGAUGAGCUGCCCGAAGAUGAUACCCCCCGCAUUCCGCAUAUGACUCCAUGUGAUAGGUGUAGAGACAUGAAGAUCACCUGCCAUAUUGGCACCAAGGCCGCUUGCUUUGAAUGCAGCCACAGUAAGAAGGGUUGCUUUCGCAAUAGUGUUUCUGUGACAGGUCGCAAGGCUAGAAAUACUAAUUUGCCAAAGCCUUCCCGGCAAGUAGGGAAGUCCAAGCGCACUACCCCCGCGGUGGUCCUUUCUGACUUGGAACCACUCAAGAAAAAGCCAAGAGCCGUUGCUCCAGCCUCUGGUUCUGCUCGUAGCUCUGCUACCAAGUCAAACGAGUUGACAACAUUGCAAAACACACCUUUUUCAAACGUCAUUGAAUUGAGUGAUGAUGAGAAGGCAAAUGCCUCCAUUCCCGUUCGCGUUGUCUCACAUCCUGCCUCCACUGUCCCCUCACUCCCUUCUCGUAUUGCUGCUCCCGCUGUCUCUUCACUCCCCCCUCGUGUUCUUGCUCCCGCAGCCUCCCCCGCUCAUGUUCCCGCUCCCUCGCUCCCCCCUCGUGUUCCUGCUCCCGCAGCCUCCCCCGCUCAUGUUCCCGCUCCCGCGCUCCCCGCUCACAUUCCCACUCCCGCAGUCUCCUCACUUCCCGCCCUUGUUUCUGCUCCCGCUGUUCAAACUCCCACUUCCGUUGUCCCUCUCCCCUCUGCUCAUGUCCCCACAACCACUCCCGCUGUCGCGUCAUUGGCUCUAUUGAUCCAGGAUCUGACUAGUAGGGUUUCCAGGAUGGAGGUCAAUCCAGCUACUACUGCACCUCCCCCCGAUCUUAGCGGGCUUUCCUCACACCCGCUCAUUGCACAUCUUAUUGAGCGACUGACUGUUAUGGAAGAUCGUUAUGCCCAUACCCGCCAGGAACUUAUGGAGGUCAGCAGAGCGCAUGAGGAUUUAAAGGUUGAGUAUCAGAGCUUAUCACUACGGGUCGGGUCUAACCAGAAACUUGUCAACACUUCCGAAAACCUACUGCACAAUGCACGAAUGAAGAUUUCAACUAUGUCAAGGAGUAUCAAGGAGUUAGAUAACUCAUAUGCUAUCCUCUUGGAACGUCUUGUGGAUAUGGAAAGGGCUGUUGACGAGUUUCAACAACAAGAAAUCGAAGUGUCAAGGGAUAACUUUGAGGAAGAAAGUGAGUAUAUUUCACCCUCUGCCUCCCAUUCACCUACUCGCUCUGGGUCUCCGAGUGCCUCUUUUUCCUCUCCAUCACCCGCCGCGUCACCUGCUGCACCACUUGCCUCACCCACUGCAUCACGCACUGCUUCACCCGACCUUGUUGGCUCACCUGCUCCCACUUCACCCACUCCCGCUGCCUCACCCGCUCCCGCUGCCUCACCCGCUCCCGCUGCCUCACCCGCUCCCGCUGCCUCACCCGCUCCAGCUGCGUCACCCGCUCCCGCUGCGUCACCCGCUCCCACUGCGUCACCCGCUCCUCCCACGUCACCUGCUUCUCCUCCCGCUCCUCGACCCGCCGCUGUUGUCCCCCCCACAGUGUCACCCACUCACCCCGCCUCUCCCUCUUCCGCUCGUGAUGGUUUAGCAACUUCUGCUACUGCAUAUCCACGGUUGAAGCGUUUGACAGGCACCAAGGACGGUAUAGUGCAUCAUUACAAGUCGGAUAUGGACAUUGAUUCAGACUCGCCUGAUGACAAUGAGAAUGGUGGUGACAAAAAGUCGGGUGUUAAUAACAGCUUGGAUGUAGCCUCCCCUUCUGUUUAG
Messenger RNA from Psilocybe cubensis, 3261 nucleotides. RefSeq lists its product as uncharacterized. Lineage: Eukaryota; Fungi; Basidiomycota; Agaricomycetes; Agaricales; Agrocybaceae. The coding region runs from base 1 to 3261 and encodes 1086 amino acids. The transcript has 5 exons. The record is from RefSeq and is a predicted model, not a curated record.